Molecule: messenger RNA, 1236 nt
Organism: Ipomoea triloba (trilobed morning glory)
Lineage: Eukaryota; Viridiplantae; Streptophyta; Magnoliopsida; Solanales; Convolvulaceae
Product: GDSL esterase/lipase At4g28780-like
Exons: 5
Coding region: 39-1133 (364 amino acids)
Molecular function (GO): hydrolase activity, acting on ester bonds
Source: RefSeq, a predicted model, not a curated record
CAAUCAGAGAUAAUACCAAGUAAGAGCGCCUUCAAUUCAUGGCUAAACAGCACAAAACUAACCCACUCCUAAUUUGCAUCAUUUUAUUCCAUGCAUGGCUGCUCGCCGGAGCUCAGCCAAAACCCUGCGCUUUUAUAUUUGGCGAUUCCCUGAUAGACGUCGGGACUAACAAUUACCUUCCCGGCGCUCUCGCCACGGCUAACCAACCCUGGUACGGCGUCGAUUUCCCUAACAACACUGCAACCGGAAGGUUCAGCAAUGCUUAUAACCUUGCUGAUUUCAUCGUGAAUUUGACGGGUAUUGGUACUAAAAGUCCUCCACCUUUCCUCAAAUUAGUCCGAAAUCAGGCGGACUUCCGGACCAAAAUUCAGCAGGGUGUGAGCUUUGCCUCGGGUGGCGCUGGAAUUUUGAACGACACGGGAUUCAAAUCAUUUAUCCGCGUUAUUCCACUCGGCCAACAAUUUCAACAAUUCCAAACUGUUAGCCGCAACCUCACACAGGCAUUAGGUGCCGCUAAAGCUGCGGCUCUGAUCAACACAUCACUAUACCUCAUAAGCAUCGGAAGCAAUGAUCUCACCGAAUACUUUAAGUUCCCUUCGCCCAAUACAUCCGCACACCAAUUCAUUCAAAAACUCAUGGCUGCUUAUGCCAAAAGAUUAAAGAGCUUAUAUGAUGCGGGGGCAAGAAAGUUUGGUAUAAUCGGCAUACCACCCAUCGGAAGCUGGCCUAUGAGUCGCAGCAUGAAUGGGGGAGUCUGUAAUGAAACAAUGAAUGAAGCAGCUCGAAGUUUCCAAGCAUCCACUCUCACCCUUCUCCAAAACUUUAGCUCAACAAAUCCUGGUGUGCAUUACUCGCUUGGAGAUUUUUACGGUAUAACCAUGUCUGCUAUCAAUAACCCUAGUGCACACGGUUUUAAGAAUGUUGAAGAUGCAUGUUGUGGAGUGGGACCUAACAACGGAUUAAUGCUAUGCCGCAAGCCAUUAUCUAACCUAUGCACCAGGCGUGAUGAAUAUUUAUAUUUCGAUUUCGUUCAUCCAACCCAAAAGGCUGCAAAGAUAGCAGCGCAGUUUCUGGUCAACACAGGGAACAACUUUGCUAAACCCAUUCAUUUUGGGGAAUUGGUUAAAAUGUAACUCUAAAAUUGUUUAAUUUCUGGAAUAAUGUAUGUUAUGUAUAUGUCCAACGUUAAAAAAUUCCGAUUCGGACAUAAUAUUUAUCUACUCAAGACUCAAGAGU